This is a messenger RNA of Daucus carota subsp. sativus, 1402 nucleotides long. RefSeq lists its product as uncharacterized. NCBI's taxonomy places the organism in Eukaryota, Viridiplantae, Streptophyta, Magnoliopsida, Apiales, Apiaceae. Gene Ontology annotation, cellular component: plasma membrane. The transcript has 3 exons. The record is from RefSeq and is a predicted model, not a curated record. Gene Ontology annotation, molecular function: protein binding. The coding region runs from base 156 to 1268 and encodes 370 amino acids.
AUACUUUCAUUUCCCAUGCAGGGAGGGAAGAAGUUAUAGAUGUGAUUGGAAUAGUCUUUGAUGUGGUGAAACGUGCAAAUGAUCUUAGGGGAUACGAAAGCACCCAAUGGUUGGUUGAGUUGUUUAAUAAAAUUGAUGAGAAUAAAUGCAUCAUUAUGGAACUCGCAGUAGAGGGAAAUUAUCUGAACUUGGUUCAACUCAUAUCAGAAGAACAUCCAGCUUAUUUCGUACUCAACAUGUUUCGGCGUGUGGAGCAUCCCGAUUUGAUUGGUCUAGUGCCAUUAAUUUACAAAGCUAUGGAUAAAGAAUAUGGCGAUAUGGUCAACUUACUCACCAAAAUAUAUGAAAAAGGAGUUCAAGUUGUGUACAAAUAUUGCUCACCUACAAGCAUGCCCGAAUUCAUUUCUCUCGUUAGAAGUCGGAAAGAAGAAUCCUUCUGCACCAUGAUGAAUAGUCAUUCCGAACAAUGUGUGACCUAUGUUGACAAUCUGGGAUGGAAUAUCCUUCACCAUGCGGCAUAUCACGAAUUUGAUUCAAUAAUUAACGUGAUAAUAGAAGCUCAAAAUAUAUGUAAACAUCCAUUUGUAUAUAAAAAUAUAAUAACACCUUUUCAUAUAGCGGCGGAAGAAGGAUACACUUCUACAAUGAUACGUCUUAUGCAAUCAUGGCCUUCCACAUCUUCGGCAUAUGUUGCUGUUGAUAAAAAUGAAAGAAAUAUUCUACAUUUAGCAGCACUACAAAGUAAAAAAGAGAUGAUAGAAGGUAUUUUAAAAUAUUGUCUAGAAGAGUGUAAAAAUGAGUUUGUGAAUAAGGAGGAUAAUGAUGGAAAUACACUUCUUCACUUGCUUAUCAUGCGUGGUUGCUUUCUUCCCCAACUCUUAAAAUAUGAAGGACUCGACAUGUAUGUCAAAAACAAGAAAGGCUGGACUGCUUGCGACAUGCUUUAUUUGGAAGAUAAAAUUAUUGAUGACCAGGUGCAAUAUAAAAUUACAUUUGAUGGUAUGCAAAAUGAUCGGACAAGAGAUAUUUUUUCAAAUUUGGUCCUCCCAAGUAAACGGAUGAGAAAAGAUGUGCUUCUCAAUAAGGAAAUUAAAGUGAGGACCGAUGAAGAGUAUGCACGUAUGAAAGAGGAUACUGAUGCAAUUUCCAAUUGUUUUGCUAAUGCCAUUGCGGGAGAUGCUAUAUCAAAAGCUGCAUUGAAAAUUAAAGCAGAUAAAGUGAAUGGGUCUGGAGAAACUAUUGUUAGGAUCGCAUCCACUAUAGAUUGACGUUAAUCAAACACAAUAACAAGCACGAAAGUAAAGAACACAAACAAUUAACGUGGAAACCCCUCAAGGGAGGGUAAAACCACCAAUCCACUAAAUAUGAAUGUAUUACAAUAUUGGAGUCGCUCCCUCACUCA